Messenger RNA from Symsagittifera roscoffensis, 333 nucleotides. Its product is annotated as melanoma-associated antigen B2-like. Gene Ontology annotation, cellular component: nucleus. The record is from RefSeq and is a predicted model, not a curated record. NCBI's taxonomy places the organism in Eukaryota, Metazoa, Xenacoelomorpha, Acoela, Convolutidae. The transcript has a single exon. Bases 1 to 333 code for a protein of 110 amino acids.
AUGGACGGGGAAUCGGUUUCUUUAUCCUCGUUGCUAACUGGGCUGCAAUUUUUUGGUAUUUAUGAAAACCAGGAACAUGAAAUUUAUGGAAAUAUUAAGAAUCUAAUCACUAAGAAGUUCGUCAAAGAGGCUUAUUUGAGGAUAGAAAAAGAGGACAAUAACAUCACUGCAGACGAAAGGUCAAAUGUAGAUCCAUAUUUAAAUGCCAAAGUUUUUCUUGGCAAUCGAAGUCUAGCAAUGGUUGAUAAAAAGAAAGUACUGGAUUACGUGAGUCAAGUUUAUGGAAACAAACCAGAAGAUUGGGUCGAACAAUUCGACGAGUUUGGGGGAUAA